Molecule: messenger RNA, 5558 nt
Organism: Canis lupus familiaris (dog)
Lineage: Eukaryota; Metazoa; Chordata; Mammalia; Carnivora; Canidae
Gene: UBE3B
Product: ubiquitin protein ligase E3B
Exons: 28
Coding region: 282-3488 (1068 amino acids)
Biological process (GO): protein polyubiquitination; ubiquitin-dependent protein catabolic process
Molecular function (GO): ubiquitin protein ligase activity; protein binding
Source: RefSeq, a predicted model, not a curated record
GAUAAUUGGUUCCCAGCGGAGCUCUCAGAGUGGACACCCCGGGGCAAGAUGGCGGUCGGGCCUCGACCGCUGCCCCGGGUCUGGCAGAGCUCGAGGGUAUUGGGCUGAGGCGGCGGGAGCUGCGGCCCCGACCCCGAGCGCGGGGGGCCUGGAGCGGAGAAGACCAGCGCCUCUGAAGUGAGUAGCUGCCCUGAGCUGUGAGCCCUCUAGAACAUCACUAAUGAUUACCUGGCAUUUCUGUGUCACAGGCAGGUCCUCAGGGUUCGUGCAAGUUUGCAAACAUGUUCACCGUUUCUCAGACCUCGAGAGCAUGGUUCAUCGAUAGGGCCCGUCAAGCUCGAGAGGAAAGGCUUGUGCAGAAGGAACGGGAGCGGGCAGCUGUCGAGAUUCAGGCCCAUGUUCGGAGUUUCCUGUGUCGGAGUCGGCUGCAAAGAGAAAUCAGGAGAGAGAUCGAUGAGUUUUUUAAAGCAGAUGAUGCUGAGGCCAGUAAAAGAAGUGCACUUUGUAUUUUUAAGAUUGCCAGGAAACUGCUGUUCCUGUUCAGAAUUAAAGAGGAUAAUGAGAGAUUUGAGAAGUUGUGUCGCUGUAUCCUGAGCAGCAUGGAGGCUGAGAAUGAACCCAAGGUGUGGUAUGUGUCCCUGGCUCUUUCCAAGGAUCUCACUCUCCUGUGGAUUAAACAGAUCAAACAUGUUCUUUGGUAUUGCUGUGAGUUUCUUGAGCAGCUCAAGCCUGAAAUUUUACAGGAUUCCAGACUUAUCACGCUGUACCUCACGAUGCUUGUCACCUUCACAGACACUUCAACGUGGAAAAUUCUCCGUGGGAAAGGGGAGACUCUUCGACCAGCCAUGAACCACAUUUGUGCAAACAUCAUGGGACAUCUCAACCAACAUGGAUUUUACUCUGUGCUGCAGAUCUUGUUAACCCGUGGCCUGGCAAGACCCCGGCCUUGUUUGUCCAAAGGCACUUUAACUGCAACCUUUUCUCUAGCGUUGCGCCCUGUGAUUGCCGCACAAUUUUCAGACAAUCUGAUUCGGCCAUUCCUCAUCCACAUCAUGUCUGUGCCUGCUCUUGUGACUCAUCUCAGCACAGUGACCCCUGAGCGCCUCACUGUUUUAGAAUCUCAUGACAUGCUUCGUAAAUUCAUCACAUUUUUAAGAAAUGAAGAUCGAUGCCGUGAUGUAUGUGAAAGCUUAGAAGGAUGCCAUACACUCUGUCUGAUGGGCAACCUCCUACACUUGGGCUCCCUCAGCCCCAAAGUGUUAGAGGAGGAGACAGACGGGUUCGUGAGUUUACUCACCCAGAUGCUGUGCUACUGUCAGAAGUACGUGUCCCAGAAGAAAUCCAACCUGACACACUGGCACCCCGUCCUUGGCUGGUUCUCCCAAUCUGUGGACUAUGGCCUUAACGAGUCAAUGCCCUUGAUCACUAAGCAGCUGCAGUUCCUGUGGGGGGUGCCUCUGAUCCGGAUCUUCUUCAGUGACAUCCUGAGCAAGAAGCUGGUGGAGAACCAGGAACCAGCCCAUGUGCAGCCAGCAUCACCCCAGAAUGUGCUUCCUGUAAAGAAUCUCCUGAAGCGUGCAUUUCAGAAGUCUGCAUCCGUUCGGAAUAUCCUCAGGCCUGUUGGGGGUAAGCGUGUGGACUCUGUGGAGGUCCAGAAGGUCUGCAACAUCUGUGUCCUCUACCAGACCUCACUGACGACUCUGACCCAGAUCCGGCUGCAGAUACUCACAGGUCUCACUUACCUUGAUGACCUGCUCCCCAAACUGUGGGCGUUUAUCUGUGAGCUCGGGCCCCAUGGAGGGUUAAAGCUCUUCUUGGAAUGCCUCAACAAUGACACUGAAGAGUCCAAGCAGCUCUUGGCCAUGCUGAUGCUGUUCUGUGACUGCUCCCGGCACCUCAUCACGAUCCUUGAUGACAUUGAAGUAUAUGAAGAACAAAUUUCAUUCAAACUGGAAGAACUGGUUACUAUCUCCUCUUUCCUGAACUCCUUUGUGUUUAAGAUGAUCUGGGAUGGAAUCGUAGAGAACGCCAAGGGUGAGACGUUAGAGCUAUUCCAGUCUGUCCACGGGUGGCUGAUGGUGCUGUAUGAGCGGGACUGCCGGCGGCGCUUUGCUCCUGAAGACCACUGGCUGCGAAAGGAUCUCAAACCUAGUGUGCUCUUCCAAGAACUGGACAAGGACAGGAAGCGGGCCCAGCUGAUCCUGCAGUACAUCCCUCAUGUCAUCCCUCACAAAAACAGAGUUCUCCUGUUCCGAAACAUGGUCACCAAGGAGAAGGAGAAACUGGGGCUUGUGGAGACCAGCUCAGCCUCUCCCCACGUCACUCAUAUUACCAUCCGACGGUCCCGGAUGCUUGAGGACGGCUAUGAGCAACUUCGGCAGCUCUCCCAGCAUGCCAUGAAGGGCGUGAUCCGAGUGAAGUUCGUCAACGACCUUGGGGUGGACGAGGCAGGCAUUGACCAGGAUGGUGUUUUCAAGGAGUUCUUGGAGGAAAUCAUCAAGAGGGUAUUCGACCCAGCACUCAAUCUGUUCAAGACAACCAGCGGGGACGAGAGGCUCUACCCCUCUCCCACGUCCUACAUUCAUGAGAACUACCUGCAGCUCUUCGAAUUUGUGGGCAAGAUGCUGGGAAAGGCCGUAUAUGAGGGAAUUGUGGUAGACGUGCCCUUCGCAUCCUUCUUCCUGAGCCAGCUGCUCGGGCACCACCACAGUAUCUUCUAUAGCUCUGUGGAUGAGCUUCCUUCACUGGACUCCGAGUUCUAUAAAAACCUCACGUCCAUUAAGCGGUACGACGGGGACAUCGCUGACCUGGGCCUGACUCUGUCAUAUGACGAGGACGUUAUGGGUCAGCUUGUUUGCCAUGAACUGAUUCCUGGAGGGAAGACCAUUCCUGUUACGAAUGAAAAUAAGAUUAGCUACAUCCAUCUGAUGGCACAUUUUCGGAUGCACACUCAAAUAAAAAACCAGACAGCUGCCCUCAUUAGUGGAUUCCGCUCCAUUAUCAAGCCCGAGUGGACCCGGAUGUUCUCAACCCCUGAGCUACAGCGUCUCAUCUCCGGUGACAAUGCCGAGAUUGAUCUGGAAGAUUUAAAGAAGCACACGGUGUACUACGGUGGAUUUCACGGAAGUCACAGAGUCAUCAUCUGGCUCUGGGAUAUUCUGGCCUCCGACUUCACACCUGAUGAGAGAGCAAUGUUUCUGAAGUUUGUGACCAGCUGCUCCAGGCCCCCGCUCCUGGGAUUUGCCUACCUCAAGCCUCCUUUCUCCAUCCGCUGUGUCGAAGUGUCAGAUGAUCAGGACACUGGGGACACCCUGGGCAGUGUCCUCCGGGGCUUCUUCACCAUCCGCAAGCGGGAGCCAGGUGGCCGGCUGCCCACCUCCUCCACCUGCUUCAACCUGCUCAAGCUGCCCAACUACAGCAAGAAGAGCGUUCUCCGGGAGAAGUUGAGGUACGCCAUCAGCAUGAACACGGGCUUCGAACUCUCCUAGCCCUCACUCCCAUCACCUUCCCUGGCUGGCUCCUGGGAGCCCAGGAACCUUCAGCUCCAGGGGGACAGCGUCGCCCUGGGAGUGGGUGACCAACAAGCCAGGUGACCUCUUACUCUCUAUAGCCAUGAGACUCCCCUGUGGCCUCAACAACUUGGGACGCACGUGACGACUACAUAGCAUUCUCCAGGUGACACUGAUGGGAAGGGUGUUGAGAAUAAACCUCCAGGUUUCACCAGCGCUGGUCCUUUUCUCCUGCUUUCUGGGGCCUAAAGCCCAGGCCAGUGACCACAGAGAGCCUUCUCCUCUUGAUAGUUUGGUUUUCUGGUGAGUCUUUUCUUUCCUUAACUUUCUGAAUGAGCUGUGCGUGAACAAGUCCCAGGAACUCCAAGGGUCCAGAGCAGUUUUCAUGAUUCGGUCCUAAAUGCACAAAGCCCACUACGGGCGAGAUGCUCUCCUUCCGUCUCUGAAAACUCUUUACUCAGGUAAGGGCUGGCCAAGCCUCUAUGCACUCGACAAAGUCUCUGCCUCUGUCCCGUCUGCAGCGGCCUCUCUCCACAUAGUCAGGCUCACCUGCUCCCCAGGGAAGCAGAGGUGCCUGCCAGGAAGCCUGUGGAGCCCAGGAAGUUUGGGGCACUGCCCCCACCUUGAAACCACGCAUUCCACACUUGGCAGUGUCUCCUCCCGUCUCACCUCAGAAGCUCUGAGUCCUCAGCAGGCUGAGCUGCCAGGAGGCCUCCACUGGCUUGAUCCCGUCUCGUCUGUUCACAUUGGCACUCUGGCUUUGGGGAAAAAAAAAAAACCCACUGGCCCUUAAAAGCAGGUCCGUUUCCAGUGGGUGCUGGCUCUUCCCUAAAGCCUGCUGAUUCCUAAGGGGGCAGCUGCCUUCCUCCCCUGCUUGUUUGCCCUGCUCAUUGUUUAGUAAGGAACAAACACUAGCCGAGUCACCCAGCCCGGCCGGGCAUUGGCUUUCCUCUGUUGAUGGGAAAAUCCUGAGAAACUUGGGUCUUGCCACUCAUUUUUCCUCAGCAUGGGGCACCAGGAGCCCUUCAUACUUACAGAAGCUCAAAGGGCCGAGGAGACUCUGGGUUAGGUUUUUUGGGGUUUUGGUUUUUUUUACUUCAUUUUCUCUUCCAACCCAUUGUGCUCCUUUGCCCUCAUUUUUCCCCCUUAUCAUGAGAACAUUAUCCUAGAUCCAGGGAAUUGAGACAGAGGCCGUGUCUGUGGUCUAUGUUGACAGCCAUCACCCCUCGCCCUCCCAUCAAGUUCCUCCUGCAUCCCCAAGAUCAAAGCCAGGAGUACCUGGUCCCUCCUCUGUUCUGUGGAGCCGGCUGGGGGUGUGUGCAGCUUUCUACCGAGCAGCAAAGCACCCUCCGGCAAAAAUCUUCAUGUUGGUGGCAAAGUGGGUGAAACUGAUCUCCAUGGCUUCCCAUCAGAGGGUUGCAGCUGGGUGCCAUGUCCUGCCCAGGUCGCAGCCUGGCUCUAGUAGGGUCCCCAGGCUUCUGGAAAACAGAGUUUAUGUUUUACUUUGAUGGAAAGAUGACACGGAAUUUAAAGACAGACAGGAAUUUGUUAUUUAAAAUUUGUCAGCAGCCUCUGAUUCUAUGAAUUUGCCACUUUAAAUACUCGACUCCUUUGAAGACCUCCUCUGAGGACCUCCUCUGAGCAUGUGUGUGUGCUCAUGCACGCACUGAGCAGGUUUGUACAUUUGUGCUGGGGCCCAGAUGACUGUCAGCCUGCACAAAGACAUUUGCUUCUGUCUUGACCCUGAUGACCUGAGGAUCCGCCAGUGUGGGGCUAUGGAGAGAGCGGUUGCUAAGUUCUGACAUCAACUUUAUUUGUUCUUUCAACAAGGAGAGGUGUGGUUUGUAAUUUCUUUAAAUUUUUCUCUUCAGCUGGAAAUAUUGCACUAAAACACUGAAUCUGUACUUUAUGGUUGGUGUUCAUUGACACCUUGAUGGCUCUUGAUGGCUCUAAAAAGUUGUGGGGUGGUUUUUGUUUUGUUUUUGUUCAUAGAUAACCUAGGGAUUAAAACGUGAUCAACGGCUUUAUUAAAUUUGUACUUCAGCACAU